Pestalotiopsis fici W106-1 is the source of this 519-nucleotide messenger RNA. RefSeq lists its product as uncharacterized. The record is from RefSeq and is a predicted model, not a curated record. Bases 1 to 519 code for a protein of 172 amino acids. The transcript has a single exon. Lineage: Eukaryota; Fungi; Ascomycota; Sordariomycetes; Amphisphaeriales; Sporocadaceae.
AUGUCUGAUACCAGCAACAACGGCGAGCUCAAGCACGAGCCAAAGCCAACCACCGUUGAGAGCGUCGAUGACCACGAGAUCGGCACUGCUCGUGGGAAUCACUCGUCUAGUGAAGAUGAAGUCCCCAACGACUUCUGGCCUCGCUCCCGCGCACCGCAGCCAGAGUCUCCGGUCACGUCACCCCGAACCACUCCGCCCAACUUGGCUUCCUGGGGCGUCGAUCCUCACCCUGCCGUAUGCUCUUCAUCGCUUUCCAACAGCGACGACGGUCCCGGAUGGGCCGAUACCCAGGAGCUCAUGGCCCUCGAUCUCUAUGAUCGCCUCGCCGAGACGACCGAGCAGAUGAUGGUCAUCAAGAGCCACCUGGCCAUGUGCCAGAAGCAGCUCCAGGCCCUCGAGGCCAUGCUGUCCUCGGAGCAGCGCAGCAGCAAUUCAGGUGGUCAUCAUGUCGUCCGCCUUGCUCCCGGUUGGCCUUGGUACCAGGCUCCUGUUGUCCAAUGGCCAGCUUGGCCUUGGUAA